Messenger RNA from Agrilus planipennis (emerald ash borer), 698 nucleotides. RefSeq lists its product as uncharacterized. Gene Ontology annotation, molecular function: serine-type endopeptidase inhibitor activity; protein binding. Lineage: Eukaryota; Metazoa; Arthropoda; Insecta; Coleoptera; Buprestidae. The transcript has 3 exons. The record is from RefSeq and is a predicted model, not a curated record. Bases 238 to 594 code for a protein of 118 amino acids.
GAUUUCUUCAACUUAAGCAACCGGGAAGUACAACAUGGCGAUUAAAUAUAUGUAUAUUAUGUGCAUAUAAAACGGUUGGUUGAUGACUGUAAAAACGGGUUAUCGCGAAAGGCCACUUGACCCGAUCAGUUUCAGUCAGCUUGUUGCAGCGGAUCUCAUAUAAGGGCACCUAGUUUGAGAGAAAAAAAUAAUAAUCGAGCAACUGUUUUAUUAUUGUGCUUUCUUUGCAAUCCGACCAUGUUGUUCAGAGUAACGGUACCAUUGUUGGUUUUAUUUUCUGUGCUUUUUAAUGUGGGAUAUGGAGGACGAUUUCGGAGACAAGGGAAUUUUAUUUGGGGUACGGACGAUUUUGAACCUUCCGCCGCAAGACCUGCAGUACCAUCAGCUACCAAUUUCGGACAAGAACAACAACAACAACAACAACAAUCCAGUGCAUUUGCCGAUUGUACACGAAAUUGUCAAACCACGUCUCAGUACGAUCCAGUUUGUGGAUCAGACCGGGAGACGUAUAGCAACCCCGAAAGACUGGCCUGUGCAAGAAAAUGCGGAAAAAUUGUACAACAGGAGUUUAGGGGUUCUUGUGCUCCCCUUUGAUUUAAUCGUUCCAUGGACAUUGUCAACUAUCAAUAUGACUUACUGCAAAUUUAUUUGAAAUGCAGUUUUACUGUUGGGUUGUUUAAAAUAAAUUUUAUGUUUUA